Molecule: messenger RNA, 1016 nt
Organism: Drosophila persimilis
Lineage: Eukaryota; Metazoa; Arthropoda; Insecta; Diptera; Drosophilidae
Product: zinc finger protein 845
Exons: 2
Coding region: 1-687 (228 amino acids)
Biological process (GO): regulation of transcription by RNA polymerase II
Cellular component (GO): nucleus
Molecular function (GO): DNA-binding transcription factor activity, RNA polymerase II-specific; RNA polymerase II cis-regulatory region sequence-specific DNA binding
Source: RefSeq, a predicted model, not a curated record
AUGGAUCAACACAAUCAAAUGCAGCAACAAGACCCGACGUUUUUUAUAAACUUCAAGAAUCAUUGCCGCUUUUGCGGUCAAGAGCUCCAGCCUCACCAGAUACUGAACAUGAACUCGAUCUGUGAUGCUCAGGCGGGGCGUUCAUUCUUUGAUUGCCACCAGAUGUGUUCUGGCAAGGAUCUACGUCAGUGCCCAAACAGCGCCCAACCGUUGUGCAACGACUGCGGUGAGAAGCUUAAAUGCUUCCACGAUUAUUGCAAGGCCAUGGCUAAGUACGUAAAAGAGGAAGAGAAGGCUGCAAAAGCGGAAACCGAGCAGAUGCCGAUGGCCAAGGCUCAGGUUACCAAACCCCAAGCCAUGACAGAUACCGAUCUGAUGGCAAAGCACGAGACUGCUGAAAAAGAUGGACAACCUGUGCCUCACUUCACUUGCAAGAUAUGCCACAAGGCUUUCAAGCAGAAACGAUAUUUGAAUCGGCAUCUGCACCUACAUGACGCUAAUCGUCCGUUCCACGGUUGUCAGCAAUGCAACUCAAUGUUCGCCAACAAAUUUUCAUUGAGCAGACACGUGAAGAACCAGCACUGCGAUUUCUGCGAAAAGAAAUUUGGCGUAGCUAGAUGCCUCAAGAUCCACACUAAAGAGAACCAGCAAUUGGCCACAAGUGCAGUUACUGCGAAAAAAACUUAGAUCUCGGAUCACUGCACGUUCACAUUGAGCGCCAGCACGGCAUGAACCUGGCGCUGCAGGAGCUGAAUGCGAUGUCUGCGUCCCACAAUAUUCGCCAAAAGUUGGUUCUGGCAUAGCCAUAACCCAUAAAAAUCAAAUUUUAGGGAAAUUUCCUUACAAAUAUCACAUUGAAUGUAUUUCACGCUUACCUUUGGUUAACUUACAUAAAUAUUGAGGGAUAUACAUAGAUAUAGAUGCUCAUAGAUAUACAUAAAUGGAUAGAUUUUGUUAUCAUAGACAAAAUAAAUGCAAGGCCCAAUACUCUGAAGGGCUUGCGGCACUCAAUUUUC